AAACGAUCAUAAAGUCGAUAGAUAUGCUUGUCAAAACUUUCCUCUUUCUGCGCUGUUUCGUGCUGUUAGCCGGUGUCGUGGAUGCGCUUGAAGGGGCGCUGCUCUAAGUCUCCGCCAGCGUCCAGUCUUGCAUCUUUCCAACUUUUAGUUUGUUUUCUUAAACUUUUGAUAAAAAAAGGGUCGUUACGUUGGUGGGCAAACGAUCUGGAAGACAACGUAAGACAGCCAGCAACGUGGUUGUUUUUAAGAUCGUCACAUGGAUGACAUAGAUGCAAUCAAAGCAGAGUACGGUCUUUCAGACGAACAAAUUGCUGAAUUCAAGGAGGCUUUCGGGCUGUUCGAUCAUAACGGUGAUGGGUCCAUUGAGGCCGCCGAACUAGGGGUUGUAAUGAGAUCUCUCGGACAAAGGCCUACGGAGGCGGAACUGGUCAACAUGAUCCGGCUCGUUGAUCAAGAUGGUAAUGGCACUAUCGAGUUCAACGAGUUCUGCUUCAUGAUGUCCAACAAGAUGAAGGAGCGCGAUAGCGAGAAGGAGCUGAAGGAGGCGUUCCGUGUCUUCGACAAGAACGGCGACGGCUUCAUCUCGGCUCCUGAGUUGCGGAACGUCAUGACGAACCUCGGAGAGAAGCUCACCGACGAGGAGGUCGAGGAUAUGAUCAAGGAGGCCGAUCUGGACGGGGACGGGCUUGUCAACUACGACGAAUUUGUGAAUAUCUUGACAGGCAAGCAAUGAUGACAAGGUGCUACCUGCUUGUAUAUAUUUUUACCAAGAACACGAGACAAGCACACCACGAAUCUUCUUCCCUGAUCCUCAACGACGAUGAUGCUCAAAGUGAGACCCAGAUUUUGAAGAACUUGGUCUGACGUGCUAUUUUUUUAUGAGAAGAUCUACUACAAGAGCCGUUAGCCGUGCGUUCCCUGUUUUCUUUCGUUUUUGCCACCUCAUGGUUCUCACAGACUGUCCGUUGCCCGAUGGUAUAUUUCCGCGUAGGCAGCUGGAUGUGUGCACUGUUUUCGACUAACAGCGCCAUCUUCCGUCGCUUGCGUGCAAAUGUCAUUUUUAAUGAUUCACUUGAAAGUUCUCAUUCUUCGGAAAGUUUUUAGUUCUAAGCAAAACUUAAAAAUUCUUCUCUUACUGCUUUAUUUAUUUUUUAAAAGGCAAAUAACAUUAAUAUUAUUAUUAUAUUAUUACAUUAAUUAUUACAUUAAAUUAUUAAUAUUAUUUAACAUUAAUAUACUUACUUUCAUUGGCCCGUAUGUAUAUUAUUUAUAUUAUGGAGAACAGGGUAAAAUUUGUUGAUAGCAAUAAUAAAAAGAGAAUGCAGAAAGAAGCUCUACGAAAAUUAUCGUUUAUUGUUAUUGCUAUAAAAUAUUAUUACUUCAUGGAACUUCUUUUCGUCAAAUUUUCGAACUUCUGAAUUAGUUUUUUCAUUUAAGAGAGAAAAUAAAAAUUAACUGCGAAAUCUACCUUUUUACUAAUUUUUUUUUAUAUUCAUUGUGCAUAUCAUUUAGUAAAGUUUUUUAUGCAUUAAUCUAAUCCUUCUUGUUAUCCGUAUUAGAUAAAUUUCAAGUUGAAAUUUGAAUGAAAAAAGAAUAAAAUUUGGCUCAAUUUGAAAAUGCCAUGAUGACCAGAUUCAGAGUUUACUGAAUAGAAAUGUUGUAUUUGUUUAAUCUGUUAGAAAGCCGUAUUCGGAAAAUAUCGUUUGCAUAAGCAAUAUUCAAAUAUCUGAUAAUAACUUUUAAUUUUAUCUCAUUUUUCCUAAUUUUUUUAAAUCAAAAUGCUGUAGUUUAGAAAAAAAUAAUUUAAAAAUGCAUUUAUCCUAUUUAUUAAAAAUAUCAUGCUUUCCUAGAAAAAUUUAGAUUAAUUGAAUUAAUUUUAGAAAGCUUCUAGUAUUAGAAAAUAUAAUUUUUUUUUUAUUGCAACGCGAGACUUUUACUGCUGAUAUUAUUUCGGCAAUGGAAUAAUUACUUCCGUCAUUCACCACAUGCAAGAUCAGCACGUGUUCUUUAAUGUUCUGCAAUUCGAAUUCCACAAAUUCGCAUUGAAGGUAUUGCAGAUUUUAACUUAAGGAUUUGGGCAGGCUGCCAUUUUGUCUUCAGCCCAACUUCUGAAAAUAACUCGCGUCUGAAAUGGAUUAUUUUCGUGUGAGACAAUGAGGGUUUGCCUCGUCUCAUCUUCUCGGUGAAAAAGUACAAGAUGAUACAAGUUUAGAUAAUGAAAGAAAGGGAUAAUCUGAUAUCAAAUGAAUACAACAUACAGUAAAUCUUAAAAUACCAAAGAAAAACUAAUAAUACAAAUAACAUCGAGAAAUAAUAUUAAAAUAGAAUAUUUUUCUUAGUUUUGUUUCUGAUAAUUGUAAUUAUAUUAUUUAACUAUCGCACAAGCGUUUGCUAUGCGAAUUUUUUAAUAAAUAUUUAGAUAAGCAGGAAUUGAAUAUCAGUAUCAAAAUCCGAAUAUAACUAGAAUUCCAAAUUCUUGAUAAAAAAAAUCUGUUUAUUCCUAAUAAAAAAAAUACCAACUCAAAAAUAAUAAUCUCAGCUAUAAAGUCAGCCAACUGAUUAGUUAUACUAUCGAGUGGUUGUUUACUUCCAUGAAAUUACUUCACUUCAUUUUACUUAAAAAUGAAGCAAAAUUUAAUUAGAAAAGGAAUUCUUUUAAUUGUUCAUAACUGAAUAAAUUAUUUCUAAAUAAAGACGAAUGAUCAAUAAAACUUGUAUUGUGCAUACAGAAUUUUAAAAAAAUGUUAAAUUCAAGCAAUUUUAAAUAUAAUCAGUAACAUUCUAUUGAUAUUCUUAUUUGAAUUAGUGCAUUCAACAGCAAAAGUAUAAUCCUGAACCUCACUUAAAAUUACUGUUCUUGUUAGAACUCUAGUAUAAAUUCUGAUUGCUAGUUCAGUGAUGAUAAAAUUAGAAUAUAUUUUUAUCUAGUAUCGUAGCUAUUAGCAGAAAUGGUAUUUUUGAAGGAAACUUGUAAAUCAGUAUUGCGUCCAUUUCGCAAAACAGCGCACUAUCCAGUUGCCUACUCGAGGACUGAUUAUAAAAAAAUCUUCACCUAUUCCAGCUUCUGUUUCUGUUGUCCGAGCGCAUUUUUAAAGUAUUUUACUUUAUUUUUCCUCACUCGUCUGUUGAAUUUUUAGUGUUCUCUGCCCUCGGGGUACCAUUUCCUUUUGUGAGUACAAUCUAGUCGUGGCACCGUGUUAUUUUUUUUUUUUUUUUUUUUGUAUAUAAUAAAUGUAAACUAUAUCAUUGCA
Messenger RNA from Argiope bruennichi, 3251 nucleotides. Its product is annotated as calmodulin-A-like. The transcript has 5 exons. Gene Ontology annotation, molecular function: calcium ion binding; enzyme regulator activity. Lineage: Eukaryota; Metazoa; Arthropoda; Arachnida; Araneae; Araneidae. The record is from RefSeq and is a predicted model, not a curated record. The coding region runs from base 257 to 733 and encodes 158 amino acids.